AUGCGAAACCCUACACCUGAUGAAUUGGCCCGAAUACUGCAUCAAAAUGAACAACGUGUUUUUCCAGGCAUGAUAGGCAUCAUUGAUUGCAUGCAUUGGGAAUGGAAGAACUGUCCAACGGCUUGGAAAGCGCAGUACGCCUGUAGGAACAAGAAAGCAACGCUAAUACUGGAAGUCGUUGCAGAUCAGGAUUUAUGGAUAUGGCAUUCCUUCUUUGGUAUUCCUGGAUCUUGUAAUGACCUUAAUGUCUUAUACCGUUCACCAGUGUUCGAUGAGGUUCUGCAUGGUCGAGCUCCUCCGGGAAAUUUUACAGUUAACGGCCAUGAAUACAACAUGGCAUAUUACUUAGCCGACGACAUUUAUCCGAAGUGGGCAACUUUUGUUCAGGGUAACACAACCCCUCAACUUCAGAAAGAUAAAAUGUUCGCUGACCACCAGCCUGCUGCUCGAAAGGACGUUGAAAGAGCAUUCGAUGUUUUGCAAGCUCGAUUUGCAAUAAUACGAAAACCGUCACUGGCGUACGAUGAGGACAUACUGCGGGACAUAAUGAAAGCAUGUAUCAUUAUUCACAACAUGAUUGUUGAAGAUGAGCGUCACAACUACAUUCGAGCCGAAGUUCUAAGAGCCUUCUACGAAGAAGAUCAACAAGAAUUAACACUAGCAUCAACGUCUACAACGCCACCGUUUGAAUUCAACGUAGGCCGACCUACCAACUUUGACUUCGACGCAUUUCUACAGCGAAAAGCUUCCCUCCGUGAUAGAGAAAUUCAUCUAUCUCUGAAACGUGAUUUAGUCGAACAUAUUUGGCAACGAUACGGGCCACGUAAUUAG
Chenopodium quinoa (quinoa) is the source of this 831-nucleotide messenger RNA. RefSeq lists its product as uncharacterized. Lineage: Eukaryota; Viridiplantae; Streptophyta; Magnoliopsida; Caryophyllales; Amaranthaceae. The coding region runs from base 1 to 831 and encodes 276 amino acids. The transcript has a single exon. The record is from RefSeq and is a predicted model, not a curated record.